UUGCUCUUGUUCAUGGUUCAUCUGUUUGCGCGCCUCGUCAGUUGAGUGGUAGUCAAGCAGGAUUGGUUGAGAUCAUUUCUUGUCCCAACCCUCAUUUUGAGCUGCGGUCACUGUUUGCCAAAUCAGCCCUCAGAAAACGCGUCAAGGGAUCCCAGGGCUAGCUUGACAGCUCAAGACCACGCUCAGCUUUUUACGAUUGUAGCCCCUACAUCAGCCACUUUAUCAGCAACGCGAGGCGAAAGUACCCUCUACCGGCGGAUCGGAGUUGACUGCAGGUGGCGGGUGCUUGGACGGCCGCCAUGGCGGACCAAAAAGAGUUCAACGUUAUCCAGUUUGGUCGUAGCGAUGGCGCGGAUACAGGACCUGGGUACUGGCCUGCAACGCCCGCGCCGCCCAAGAAGGUCUCAGGGGCAGCAACAGACGCUGGACGACGGACAAAGCCAUCAAUGGCCAGACUGGCAGAGGAUGACCCACGAUUUGUCGAAUGGAAAGUAAAGCUGGGGAUUCUCCUGAAGCAGGAGUUAUCGCCUAGCCCUCAUGAGGGGAAUGCGUGGCUCGUCAACUUCCCUAGAGGAUACUGGCUGUAUGAGAAAUCUAACAAGACUUGGGUCUCGGGCUAUCCGAUCAAGUCAAAGCUGUUCAGGACACCACAGGAAUUCGCUUUCCAUCUCAUAUGGCUUUCAUCUACAUCAAAUGACUACAAAGACUGCUGUUGCCCGCAUUGCAACUUCCAGAGCGCGCCCAAGCCUGUGGUCGUGGACUUGGACAUGCCGAAUCUGCCUCACGUGGAAUCGCUGGCCAAGCCAGACAAGGUGCAGCCCAAGGCGACACAUGUGCCGAUACCCAUCUCCGGGCAGACACAACAAGAAGCCACCGUUGCAAGGCCAGUUGCCGCCAAGCAAAGCGCCCUCGCGAGUCAAGCGCCCGCUCCGGUCCAGGUCCAGCCUCAAGUUCAGCACCAGCAGCAACUACACCUGCGGCCGCAGACACAAUCUCCUAUGCAAAGACAAUCCCCGGCCCAAACACAAUCGCAACAUCAGGCUCCAGCCCAAAGCAAUCCCCAACCACAAGCGCAACCACAAGCACAAGCUCAACAAGCAAACAUUGUAUGGAGCCUCAGGUCGCCACUUGUCUUCCGUGCCGGUGAGCUUGUGUGGUUCAACAACGGAGCGUCUUGGCGGUUGGGCAUCAUCGCGGCGUCAAGCCAGACGGCGCAUGAGCUCUUGCCCAUAGGACAUGGCAUGGUUCACCGCCCCAAUGUGGUCAAGCCUCCCGAGGAUAUGCGGCCUUUCUAUGCGUUCAGCGUGCCGUUUGUCACCAUACCCGAUCUCAAAGACAAGGUCUUUGACGACAUCCCAUGGGAGUCGACCUUCCAUGCCCUCGGCAACGACACGGGCAAACGCGAUGUCUUCGCGCUGGAUGCGUCCAAGAUGGCGGCGACCAAGAUCGACUACUCGUAUUCGACCUGGUCUCCCGUGUCACAAGACCAAAAGACCAUCUUCUACUACGGCUGCUUCCUGGGAGCGGAGCGCAUCGAGAUUGGCGAUGCCCUGCGCCUUCGGAAGCUGCCAGCCUCGCUUAUGGCCGGCGAGACCGCGGUCAUGGGGCUGCGGAACAUCUUCGUGUCGGAAGAGCAGGGCGGCCUGCUGUUCCGCGGCCAUCUCUACGUGCUCUGCAAGGAUGCGUCCAAGAACAUUGUCCCGCCAGAGCAGCUUCCCAUCGCGCUGCGCGACGAACUGAAAUGGAGGCAGUCGACCGCUUCGAAAAACAACACCUAUCAGUACUCUCUGAUCAAGGAGAAUGUCAUCCUGAACGAGAGGUCGAUCAAGGGCCGCUUCUACCCGACGCAUCGCCUGAUGCCCAUUCUGGACCCGGGGAGCUUCAACCAGAUCGUGGCGUCGGGCCAUGUGAACGAGCAGGUUAUACCGCAACUGAACAACCGCAUGGAGGCAGGCAUGGGAAGAUAUAUUGGCCGUAAGAGGAAUCGCAUCGAUACACUGGGCCCCUGUGUGGCCCACGGGUCACGACUGGCGUUGGAAGGACAUGUCAAGGAAGAUAUGUGAGGAAGGACUUAGUUUUAUUGGAUGUCACGGAGACAUGGGCGCAAUUAUUAUUCUCGCUACUGAACCUUGUAGUUAGCGGAUCGAAGCUUUUGCACCAAGUAGGUAGUUCCCGUAUGACUCCCUCCGAGGCGGCGUGAGCAAGGCUGAAUGAAAUAUCUCGUCACGCUUAUUCACUUGUUACGCGACGAACUAUGCAACUCU
This is a messenger RNA of Emericellopsis atlantica, 2264 nucleotides long. RefSeq names its product transcription-silencing protein Clr2. Bases 300 to 2063 code for a protein of 587 amino acids. Gene Ontology annotation, biological process: silent mating-type cassette heterochromatin formation. The transcript has 2 exons. Gene Ontology annotation, cellular component: SHREC complex; rDNA heterochromatin. The record is from RefSeq and is a predicted model, not a curated record. Lineage: Eukaryota; Fungi; Ascomycota; Sordariomycetes; Hypocreales; Bionectriaceae.